AUGCACGUUAUCCCCCAGGGUCCGAAGUCUUUCACUCUGGUCGUGCUCGGGGUGACAGACCCCGAGCACGGCUGGAUGUUCUCUGACUUCCUUGGAAUUUGCAUGACGUAUCAAGAGCGAGGCAUUGAAAACGACUUUUUAAGUUGUUUCCCGUUACAAGAUCACUUUCUCUACCUAGCGAACCAAAAGUCACCUGCCUUCUCAGACAUCAAGUUCGGAAAAUACGGUCAGGAGGGCAAAGAGAUAUGGACAUACUCGCGAGCCCAGUUUUGCCAGCGAAAAUACUUCUGGCAGCAGGUCGGAGCUGACCAGAUUGUGACAAAAGUGAAGGAUUGGAUCACCAAAGUGCAGGCCCAGGCCGGACCGGCGGACACAGUCCAAAUCAACUUCAAAGCGCACGGCAGCCAGAACGGGGCGCUCCGCUUGGGCUCUGGAUCGCUCCACCCGGUUGUGUUCUCCCACCUGCUAAAGGACUUCCACCCGCAGACGCUGGUCUACGUUGUCGUGAGUGCCUGUAACUCGGGCGAAUUCAUCCACGUGUUCCAGAAGGCAGCCCAGCCAAAUCGCAUUAUCUCGACCUCCGCGCCUCAAAACACUUCCUCCUACGCCGAUUCCCGCAGUGUCAGCGAUCGCGCCCGCAACGGCCGCUUCAUCGGAGCGUGGGUGGCAGCUCUCACGACUUUGGAAAUCCCCGAUUGCCCUCCUCGCGCGGAAAGAGCGACCUGGACUCUCACAGAACAUGCAAACUUCGUGGAGAAGAGACUCACUCGCGACAUCACCCCCACCACCCCCGCCAGCCAAAUCGUCCCGCCCCAGUUCUGGCACAGCUCGGAUAUCGACCCGUCGCAGCAGUUUGAAGCCACGGUUCUCCGCUGCAUGGACACUAAAUCUGCACCUCAGCCUCCCUCGAGUAACCAAAGAAUCGAGUGGCCGACCCUGAAUAAGGACAUCCUGCCUCACCUGAGCAAGCGACCCUUGACCGCUACCCCGCCAUCCACCGAUGGUUCCAGCGAGGUCGUCGCCGAAUCAGCCGUCGCCCUUGCCCAACAUGAAGUUGCCAACUGUGAUGAUCGAGGCCUCGUCACUGACCUCCUCAUUCAUGAUGAGAUGUCGUCCCAGGCUCCCGACUGGAAAUCGAUCAUUCGAAACCUUUGGUGGCGCGGUCGUCGCCAGUCAGCCAUCUGGAAACUGUUUCAAGCCUUGGUCGACAAGGGCCUGAUCAACCCUGACUGCCUGACCGUCCCUGUGGAUCUCUACGGGGCCACGGACGACACCCAUUUUGUUGCCAAGUUUCUGUAUUGCUUGUCGAAUGUACAACGGGACUCGGAUUUGGUUUUCAGUGGCAAGAUUUCGCUUCAGUCAAGUGAAUACAAUGCGGACCUUGAAUGGUGA
Molecule: messenger RNA, 1392 nt
Organism: Penicillium daleae
Lineage: Eukaryota; Fungi; Ascomycota; Eurotiomycetes; Eurotiales; Aspergillaceae
Exons: 1
Coding region: 1-1392 (463 amino acids)
Biological process (GO): proteolysis
Molecular function (GO): peptidase activity
Source: RefSeq, a predicted model, not a curated record